AUGGAACAUAAAGAAGAGUACCACGAUCCGGACUAUCCAGAAGCACCGGCGGUUGAGAAGCCAGACAAGCCAAAAGUCUCUCAGGAAGAUAACAUUCAAACAAUAAAGACUAUAUUACGCCGCGAGUUUCAAAAUGAAUUGGAUGUUCGUGAGAGGGAAGUUAAUCUGAUCGACCAAAGGAUGUCUUUAGCAAGACGGUAUCUUCAUGAGUUGAGGUAUGCCCUCGUGAACAGCUACUAUAACAAUCCGAAGCUACAACUAUCAGCUAGCCAAGUAGAAGAUGAGGUUGCAGCACAAACAGAACCAAGAGCUAGAUCUGAAGUUUCAUCUAUACUCCGCAACACUCAGCCCAGGAUACAUCCAUCAGUACAGAAGCUGCUCGGCAAGAAAUCUGUUGCCAUCGAGGAGAUAUUCAAGUCCAGGGCACCGAGGAAGACUAGGAGGGAUUAUGGGGCCAUGGUACAAAAAAGAAAUUACACUAUAUCAGCUGAUGAGACAAAAUCACUACGACCGGAUAAGAAUGACCUUAGUCUGACUGAGGUCAAGAUGGAGAAUAAUGAACUUGAGGGGUCAUCGGUCAAAGGUCAGGCUAGUAGCAAGCCCAAGAAGAUACCUCGACAGAUAGACCCAAAGGUCAAUAAUGUGAUCACAUUAGACGAGGUCACCAGGAACCAAAUGAAACACAGAUAUAGGAUUAUAAUUGGCAACACAUCAAAGUACGUCCCGCCAGCGUCCCGCAGUGACCGCUCCACCCACAAGUGGUUGUUGUACGUGCGAGGCGCGCCCGUUGUAGAAGCAAUAACUGUCAGGUUACACCACUCGUAUGCGCCACACGACACUGUACAUAUAGAUAAGCCUCCGUUCCAAGUGUGUCGUCGAGGUUGGGGCGAGUUCCCUGCUUUAGUGACGCUACACUUCUUGAAGUCACAUCUGAAUAGACCGGCCACUAUCACACACACUAUUAAACUUGAUAGACAAUACACUGGACUACAGACACUAGGUGCAGAGACAGUUGUGGAUGUAUGGUUAUAUAGUACACCGGAUAUGAUAGAACAUGAACAGAAGGACGAAGAAGUUAAGGAGAUUAAAGAAGAAUUAACAGAAGAAGAGAACAGAAGUAGCUUAGAAGAUAAACAAGAUAGUUGGAUGGAGUUCUUUGAUAAAGACACGAGUCAAGUUAACGUUGAUGAAAUGUUAGUUAAGAAUGAAAUAAAAACUGAAACAGUGGACAAACAUGAUGAUGAGAGUGAUGAAGUACACAAUGAAGUCAAUGAUGAAGUGAAGAACACACAAAAUAAGAGAAUAAUGAAGUACAUAGAGCCUACGACAGGGAAAAUAUACUAUCUAGAAAUGGAUAGGGCAUUAGAUCUGACGAAGGUGCAAGAAAUAGUCAUAAACUCUGAAGGCAAUGUAAAGACAGCUAAAAUAAGCCCGUUGAAAGCAAACGGUGUGAAAACAACAAAAAAUAAAGAGUCUAUAUUAAGAUCUCUAUUAAAAACAGAUAAUUGUGAAGAGUAUACAUAUAAUCAUAUAGAGAAUGACCAUUGUUAUUUAGCAAGCGAUUUUUACAAGAGGGACCAUAGACAAGCUAGAUUAGAGGAUACCAGAGACAAAUCAAAGAGUGUAGUGUACAGUAAAUAUAAAGAUAUUAUAUCUAAAUUCACGUGUGUUAAAUCUAUGGUUAGUUAUCUAUUGAAACACAUACCGUUGGUGAGUGAGGCGGCCGGAGAUGUUGAUUAUGUGGCGAUGUUCCCGUUUGUUGUUAAAACUGAUGACAAAUAUUGGAAGUUGGACUUCGCUAAGCGUAGGAAUAUGGAGUGGUCACGAGCAAAAUUGAUCAACAAACUACUCACAGAGACAUUUGAAUCCAAUCCCAGUAAAAUUUGGAGAACGAAACAGAUCCUAAUAUACUCAAGAUUACACGGAUACUAUCCAAUUAGACAGGAGAAGGCCGACCUCAAAACAGAUGAAUGGUCAUCGUGGAACGAUAUCAAUGAAGGAAAAUCAGAAUCAAACAUUAGAGAUACAUUCCCAAAUGAAAGUCAUCUGUCUACAUUGAGUGUGUUCAAUAAAAGUGAUUAUGUUACCGAGGAUUCAGUUGUAGAUUUAGAUGUGAGUGGCUCCGAUGAAGAAAUAGAAAUAGUUAAUGAUGUGAGUGUUAAGAAGAAACCCGUGUUGGUUGAAGGAACUGUGAGUGAGGAAGUGUUGCCCGUGGAUAGUAGUGACCGACUGAGGUUCCUGUUCAUAGAGAAAGUGUGUGAAGACAUCGGCAUUGUGUUGAGGAAUGAAGAUAUAGGGCAUGGGUACUCAUACAGUUCGGUCCACUCAGUGUUAUUAUCAGCCACCAAGUGUUUCGCUGAAGAGUUGAUCCGGUCGUCUCUCGCCAGGCAACUUACCUCGGAAUUGGGAGAGGGACGAGUGUGGGUUGGUUGGUCCAGGCCCCGCGUGUGUCUCCAGCACGUUUUCCUCGCCACCAGCGACCCCAGGCUGCGGCUCGUGACGUCAGCACACCUCGCGGCCGACGCGCACACACACACACCGGCCCCAAUAUAA
Messenger RNA from Danaus chrysippus (African queen), 2553 nucleotides. Lineage: Eukaryota; Metazoa; Arthropoda; Insecta; Lepidoptera; Nymphalidae. The record is from the annotation of a GenBank genome assembly.